AUGGAGUUGGAUCUUUCACCGAGAUUACCAAAGAAAGUGUACGGAGGAGACGGUGGUUCAUACUUUGCAUGGUGCCCUGAAGAGUUACCAAUGCUACGUGAUGGUAACAUUGGAGCUGCUAAGCUGGCUCUAGAGAAGUAUGGCUUAGCUCUUCCUCGCUACUCUGAUUCUUCCAAGGUCGCUUAUGUUCUUCAAGGAUCUGGAACAGCUGGAAUUGUUCUCCCUGAGAAAGAGGAGAAAGUUAUUGAAAUCAAGAAAGGAGACUCCAUAGCUUUACCCUUUGGUGUAGUGACAUGGUGGUUCAACAAUGCAGACACAGAGCUAGUCAUUCUCUUCCUCGGUGAGACGCACAAGGGUCACAAAGCAGGACAGUUCACCGACUUUUACUUAACCGGAUCCAAUGGAAUCUUCACCGGUUUCUCAACUGAGUUUGUAGGCAGAGCAUGGGAUCUCGAUGAGACAACCGUGAAGAAGCUUGUCGGGUCUCAGACAGGUAAUGGGAUUGUGAAGGUUGAUGCGAGUUUGAAGAUGCCUUCACCUAGGAAAGGUGACAAAGAAGGGUUUGUGUUGAACUGCUUGGAGGCUCCUCUUGAUGUUGAUAUCAAGGAUGGAGGAAGAGUUGUUGUGUUGAACACAAAGAAUCUUCCCUUGGUAGGUGAAGUUGGAUUUGGUGCUGAUCUUGUGAGGAUUGAUGGACACUCGAUGUGUUCUCCAGGAUUCUCUUGUGACUCUGCUCUUCAGGUUACAUACAUUGUUGGUGGUAGCGGUCGUGUUCAGGUCGUUGGUGCGGAUGGGAAGAGAGUUCUUGAGACUCAUGUGAAAGCUGGAGCUUUGUUUAUUGUUCCUAGGUUCUUUGUUGUGUCCAAGAUUGCUGAUUCUGAUGGCUUGUCUUGGUUCUCCAUUGUGACUACUCCUGAUCCCAUUUUCACGCAUUUGGCGGGGAAGACAUCGGUGUGGAAGGCAUUAUCGCCGGAGGUUUUGCAGGCAGCGUUUAAGGUGGCUCCGGAGGUGGAGAAGGCUUUCCGAUCUAAGAGGACUUCUGAUGCCAUUUUCUUCCCUCCACCCAACUAA
Molecule: messenger RNA, 1071 nt
Organism: Eruca vesicaria subsp. sativa (arugula)
Lineage: Eukaryota; Viridiplantae; Streptophyta; Magnoliopsida; Brassicales; Brassicaceae
Source: the annotation of a GenBank genome assembly